CGGGCGCCGCGAUGCAGCGGCCGGGGGAGCCGGGCUCCGUGCGCUUCGUGCCGCCCGAGGGCUGCGCCGACCACCGGCCGCACCGCUACCGCAGCUUCAUGAUCGAGGAGAUCCUUACUGAGCCGCCGGGACCCAAGGGCGCCGCGCCCGCUGCCGCCGCUGCCGCCGCUGCGGGCGAGCUGCUCAAGUUCGGCGUGCAGGCGCUGCUGGCCGCAAGGCCCUUCCACAGCCACCUGGCGGUGUUGAAGGCCGAGCAGGCGGCGGUCUUUAAGUUCCCGCUAGCGCCGCUCGGCUGUUCCGGGCUGGGCUCGGCGCUGCUGGCCGCGGGGCCUGGGCUGCCCGGCGCUGCAGGCGCGCCGCACCUGCCGCUCGAGCUGCAGCUCCGCGGGAAGCUGGAGGCGCCGGGCACCGGGGAGCCGGGCACCAAGGCCAAGAAGGGACGUCGAAGCCGCACGGUGUUCACCGAGCUGCAGCUGAUGGGCCUAGAGAAACGCUUCGAGAAGCAGAAGUACCUCUCCACGCCGGAUAGAAUAGAUCUCGCUGAGUCCCUGGGCCUGAGCCAGCUGCAGGUGAAGACGUGGUACCAGAAUCGGCGGAUGAAGUGGAAGAAAAUAGUGCUGCAGGGAGGUGGCCUGGAGUCCCCCACCAAGCCCAAGGGGCGGCCCAAGAAGAACUCCAUCCCCACCAGCGAGCAGCUCACGGAGCAGGAACGCGCCAAGGAGGCGGAGAAGCCGGCAGAGGGGCCCGGCGAGGCCAACGACAGGGGCCACGAGGACUGAGCGUGGCAGAGGGUGCGGUCCGGGGUUCCCGGCGCUACCGCGGCCCCAUCAGCCCUGGAGAAGCCGCCAGCCGGCCAUUCCGCGUCCACAAUGUCUGCUUUCUAAACGUUAAUUACCUUGAAUGCGAACAGUUAGGGGCCAAACAAAGAAGGACACAGACCUUGAAGCCAAACCCAGGCCCCAGCGCACUCCCGGCCCUAGGCUGGAGACUCGCCCUGGCGGCAGAAGGUCGCCUUCGCCCGGAGCUCUGCGCACCGGACGCUCCACUUGCAUUCACGCCUCGCUCCUUUAUCGCACCCCACCCGUCUCGGGCGGCCCUUGGGCCGGGUCGCUGCAGGCACACACCCGCUUCCGUGCGUCGGGGACCCCGUGGCCGGGCAGGCCACCACGGCUGGAGACCGUGUCCAGAUAACCCGGAGGCUUUGCCCUGAGGCUGGGUCCCCGACGUUGCUGGGGCCCCUACCCCUCUCUUGCGAAGACGGUGGGUUUUUUUUUUCCAAUAAAAUAUUUUAUGACACA
Rhinolophus ferrumequinum (greater horseshoe bat) is the source of this 1298-nucleotide messenger RNA. RefSeq names its product BARX homeobox 1 (gene BARX1). The transcript has 4 exons. NCBI's taxonomy places the organism in Eukaryota, Metazoa, Chordata, Mammalia, Chiroptera, Rhinolophidae. Gene Ontology annotation, cellular component: nucleus. Gene Ontology annotation, biological process: regulation of transcription by RNA polymerase II. The record is from RefSeq and is a predicted model, not a curated record. Gene Ontology annotation, molecular function: RNA polymerase II transcription regulatory region sequence-specific DNA binding; DNA-binding transcription factor activity, RNA polymerase II-specific. Bases 12 to 779 code for a protein of 255 amino acids.